Chenopodium quinoa (quinoa) is the source of this 696-nucleotide messenger RNA. RefSeq names its product 60S ribosomal protein L44-like. The record is from RefSeq and is a predicted model, not a curated record. Lineage: Eukaryota; Viridiplantae; Streptophyta; Magnoliopsida; Caryophyllales; Amaranthaceae. The coding region runs from base 146 to 463 and encodes 105 amino acids. Gene Ontology annotation, molecular function: structural constituent of ribosome. The transcript has 4 exons. Gene Ontology annotation, biological process: translation. Gene Ontology annotation, cellular component: ribosome; cytosolic large ribosomal subunit.
UGUUCAGCCCAAUUCCUCCCCAACUACAGAAACCCUGAACUAGGCUCAUAUAUAUACAAAAAUAAUACCACCCAAAAUGAUGCUUUGAGUCUUCUUCUUCAUUGUUAGGGUUUAUCAACACCAGAUCUUCCUGCCGCCUGCAACAAUGGUGAAUGUACCUAAGGUGAAGAAGACUUACUGCAAGAACAAGGAGUGCGGGAAGCACACCCAGCACAAGGUGACCCAGUACAAGAAGGGUAAGGAUAGUUUGGCUGCCCAGGGAAAGAGACGUUAUGACCGUAAACAAUCUGGAUAUGGUGGUCAGACCAAGCCAGUCUUUCACAAGAAGGCCAAGACAACUAAGAAGAUUGUGUUGAGGCUACAGUGCCAGUCAUGCAAGCAUGUCUCUCAGCACCCCAUCAAGCGUUGCAAGCACUUUGAGAUCGGUGGAGAUAAGAAGGGAAAGGGAACUUCACUCUUUUAGAUGUGUUAUUAUUGUGUUUCAGAUUAUUUAGUGAAUGGUGAAACUUGUUAUACCCAUCUUCAAAGAAUCACUAGAGUAUUUUUGACGCCUAUCAUUUUAGUGUUCUUUGACAGGAAUAUAUACUUGCUGAGUUGCUUUUACAUUGUUACCCGACUGACUAGUCUAUUUAUCUACGAGUACUUAGUAUGGUUAUUUUUAUGGGUGUUAUUGUAGACUAUAACAACCUCUCUGUA